GUUCACUUAAGGACUAAGGAUAGUAUCUUACUAUGAUUUACUAAUUUCGUUUUCCUCUUUUAUCGUUAAUAUACCUAGGCUCACGCCUGGAGGUAUUAGUGAUCCACUGCUACAAGACACGGAAGCUCGUUAAGCGAAUGCUUCUUCUAUUCCGUCUAAAACCAUUCGAACCAUUUGAAUCAGCGCGUGACUUGAGGUUAGCGUCACAUGGCAGCAUUUACAAUGCUAGACGGUGUGAACAAUGUGGUCGCCGAGUUAUAUUCGUAUUUUACGGAUGUUCAGAUAUCAUUUAUAAAAUAUGCUAUAACUGCUCUUCUGGUGACAUCUACGUCUUUCUACUUGUUACGAAGAAGCCUCGGGAAAGACCCAGUCUUAAUCAACACGAAAAAGUCUAAAACACGCAUCAAGAAAAGCAAGACUAAAUCGUCUGAUGGUAGAACAUCGUCAUCGGAUGGUGAUCACGCAGAAAUUAAAAAACCUGUGGUCCCACCACGCAACACAAGUAUUGUGAAUACUCAAAAAUCACGUAUUCCUGUGAGUACAACCGUUGAAGUGUCACCCAUGUUUCAAAAUCUUGCAAAAGAUGAUCCUGGAAACGAUGAAAAGAGCGAUGAUUGGGUUACUAUUAAAAAAGGAAAGAAGAUUUCAGAUCAGCGCCCAAAAUAUAAGGAAACUAUUAAAGAACCUAAAACAAUUAUCUCAGAGGUCAUCACUUCGAAAGGCGAAAAUGGUGGAAAGCAUCAGUUUGCUAGUGCAGAAAAUGGUGUCGAUCCUGUACCUUUAAAGGCAUCAAAAAAAUUGCCACCUGUUCCACAAAUUCCGACUUAUAAGUCGGCUGUUUUCGAAUCUGAUGGCGAUUGGCAUGAGGUUCGAUCCUCAAGGAAGGGGCGCAAGACGGUGAAACAAUGAGAUCUCCAUACAUACGAAGUGUACAUAUCCCCUGUGAUUUCUACAAGUGCCUACUUUGUUGUUAUCCUAUUUUUGUUUUUUUUUAUUCCAUUAUCCUUAUACAAACCGUAUUAAUCAAGUUCCAUAUUUACUAGUGUAUUGUAUCACUUGGGAUUUAAUAACCGUCAGAUACUAGAAUCAAGAUUCGGUCGUUGGCUUUGUCUUUCUUUUUGUCUCAUAAUGUCCAUUAUUUUGUAAUAUGAUUCUUGUGUUCAGCAUUAUCACUUUUCGAACUGUAAUGUUCUUGUCAGGUAAACAGUUUGACCCAGUUUGAUCAAUAAAGUAUGUCAUUGUUAUC
Molecule: messenger RNA, 1246 nt
Organism: Schistosoma mattheei
Lineage: Eukaryota; Metazoa; Platyhelminthes; Trematoda; Strigeidida; Schistosomatidae
Source: the annotation of a GenBank genome assembly